GUUGUAUUUUGUUAUCACUUCAUUAGAAUUGUAAACACAACCGGUGUGCAUGUUUGUUGAUUUGUUCAGUGAUUUACUAUUCAAUGGAACUCUAUUUGCUUACUUAUCACAAAAGUGAUAUCGUCGACAUUCUAAACAAUUGCGACGAUUCUAUUGAUUCCUCUAUUUCCGUCAAUCUAACUCAUUUGCAUCAAACUAAUCCGGAACUAUUUACCGACGUUGUGAACGACAUCCACAAAGAAUCACUAAAAUGGAGCGACGUUGUGGUCGAUCUGCAAAAACGCUUUGCCGAGACUGAUGAGGAAUUCCUCGAACAGGACUGGUUAAUUAAAGAGAAUUGCCGGGUGCGAUUCAACAAUUUACCGGAACAUGAUUUCCGCAAUCGACUUUCGUUUCCGUCAAAUGACGAUGUUGGUAAAUUUGUCCAGAUUCGGGGAACUGUCCUGCGAACGACCCAGCCAAAGUUUUUAGAAUACAAAACGGUUUACAUUUGCGGACGUUGCAAAAACACUAUUACUAUCGAAGGAGAUUACGGAAAGUAUUAUAUUGUGGCUCCGCCAAACAAAUGCCCUAAUGGAUGCACGGGAAGACCUUACUCAGAUACGACGAAUGCUGUUAACAAAAACUUCAUUACCUAUCAGGAGAUUAAAAUUAUGGAAGCAGUGUCCAAGAAAAGUACACCGUCGGUGAUGGAUGUAACGUUGGAUGACGAUUUGGUUGAGAGCUGCCAACCUGGGGACAGCGUAACCAUUUGCGGAACGGUUGAGUCUCGCUAUACAUUUGGUCAGCGAAUAGAAAUAAAAGUUGUCGUCCGAGCGAAUAGCGUUAAUAAUAAGAUGAAGCAGGUGAAUAUUGGCAACGAAUUGCCCGAGCAUUUACUUUGUCUGCGCGCCGAAUGGAAUGAAUUUAUCGAAAAACAUGGAGAACUUGGUGCUAGAGAUAUGAUCGUCCAAAGUAUUUGCCCAGACGUUCAUGGAAUGUAUUUGGCGAAGCUGGCUGUUGCAUUAGCUAUCUGCAGUGGCUCUUCGUCAGCUGUGUCUGGAAUGCGGAAUCAUUCGCAUGUGUUGUUGAUCGGUGAUCCAGGACUAGCCAAAUCAAGAUUGCUUAAAUUUGCUUCGGCUGUCUCUACUCGCUGUAGCUUCGCAACGGGUUCGGGUGUUUCAUCGGCUGGUUUAACAGCUGCGGCAAUUCAGGAAGGAGGGGAGUGGCAACUAGAGGCUGGUGCGUUACCGUUAGCCGAUAAUGGCAUUUGUUGCAUUGAUGAAUUUAAUAUGAUGUCUGAGUCGGACAAAGCAUCGCUUCACGAAGCUAUGGAGCAGCAAACUAUUCACAUAUCGAAAGCUGGCAUCGCAUGCAAACUGAAUACUCGUUGUACAAUAAUAGCGGCAACCAAUCCCAAAAAUCUGUAUUCCAUGUCCGAUCAUGAAGGAACCUCAGCCAUCAACCUUGGUCUAGCGUCAUCGUUGCUUAGCCGUUUCGAUUUGGUUCUCAUUUUGCGUGACGAACGGAAUAGGGAAUGGGAUACCAGAGUGGCCAAUCACAUUUUUUAUGAAAUUGAACCGACGCUUGGUGAAAACCUUUACGAUCUUGCUAGAUUGCAAGCUCACUUUUCCGCCGUCCGAGAUUUUGAUCCAGUUUUAACUGAAGGUGCAACUCGAAUACUAAAGGCGUAUUAUCUGGCAUGCCGUGCGGAUGAAGACAGAGAUGCAGGAAGGACUACGAUACGCUUUAAUGAUAGUUUGUACCGUCUGGCAAAAGCGCAUGCGAAACUGUUGUUUCGAAGUGAAGUGACCGAAAUUGAUGCAGUGAUAGUCGUUAUGUUGAUGGAAUCAUCAUUUGGAUUCGGUAGAAUUUUGCAGCCAAAAAAUGUUCUUCACAAAGAUUUACCGCUGGGACCGAGCGAUGAUCAAAUAAUUGAGCUGAUGGACAGAUUGAACUUGGAAAGGAUAAAUCCUCCCAGGACACAUAAUUUGCAUUCCACCUCGCUUACACCUAACUUACAAUUAAGAGCCGAUACAACUUCGAACAAGGAGAAUGAAACUAUAAAUCGUCGAAGUGAAACUGAAGUAUCGAAUACACCAACUAUUUUCAACAAUGUACAAGAACGGAAUACUGGUGCACAAGUCCCGGGAAAACCAACAUAUUCGAAAAGGUAUACUGUGCAGAAAAGACAAUUGAAUCGCUCUCUGUCGAACGAAAAUAUUUCAAUUCUGCCAGCCCAUUAUACUCAAAGUGCAAAGACUCAACCGAUUGAAGCGAACCCGUCAACGCAUCACUGGAAAAGAUUUCGAAUGGAUUUGAACGAUGAAGAAUUGGAUCAAUUAUUCACAUUGGAUGAGCCAACGCCGAAAGUGAACGUUGUUGACAGGAUCUCCAACGGCAUCAAUGUUCCAGCGAGCGUUCGAACUUUUGGAAACCAAUCGACUCACAACCAAUCAGAUAGCGGUUUAUUCACAUUGGAUGAGUCAAUGCCGAAAAUCACGGAAGAUAGCAUUGUCGACAGGGUGUCUAACGUCAUCGAUGUUCCAACGAGUGUUCGAAUUUUUGGAAACCCAUCGAAUGACGACGAACUAGAUACAUUAUUCACAUUGGAUGAGCCGACGCUAACGCCAACUGAAGUGAGUGUUCUUAGUGAUGUUGCAAGUGUUCCGGUUCUAAACAACUCGUCGAACGACGACGAAUUAGAUCGAGUGUUCACAUUGGACGAACCGACUCUUACAGCGGAAAUAAAUCGUGUCAGUCAGGUCACCGACAAUGUUCUAGCGAAUUUGCCCAUACCGAUCCAUGAAAGCGCAUCGAAUGUUCAACAAAGUGAAAGAGUGGAACAGCCGCAUCGAUUUCGAAUUUUCAAUAAUUGUACCGAUGAAGAUCUGGCUGCUUUGGAUGAUUUAGAUUUUUAAUUUAAUUUAUUGUUGCAUGUUGUCUGUCUGUGAUGAUAUUUUGUAGAGUGAAUACAUGUACUUGAAA
Bradysia coprophila is the source of this 2967-nucleotide messenger RNA. RefSeq lists its product as uncharacterized. The record is from RefSeq and is a predicted model, not a curated record. Gene Ontology annotation, molecular function: ATP binding; single-stranded DNA helicase activity; single-stranded DNA binding. Gene Ontology annotation, biological process: double-strand break repair via homologous recombination; DNA replication. NCBI's taxonomy places the organism in Eukaryota, Metazoa, Arthropoda, Insecta, Diptera, Sciaridae. Gene Ontology annotation, cellular component: MCM complex; nucleus.